Molecule: messenger RNA, 838 nt
Organism: Bemisia tabaci
Lineage: Eukaryota; Metazoa; Arthropoda; Insecta; Hemiptera; Aleyrodidae
Source: RefSeq, a predicted model, not a curated record
GAGAAAUAAGGGAUUGGGCUGCAUUUUCUCAUGUGUACGUCUUUCCUGAAUCCGAAAUUUCUUUUUUUAUAUUCAUGUUUGAAAAAUUGCAGCAUUUGCCACUACCCUAAAUUUUGACGCCAUUUUUCAGGGACCUCACCACCUCCAACGUCAAACAGAGCACUUUCCCCGACGAAAACGAUGGAGUACAUGGGUUUGUCCCCUGUUCCUCCCCAAAUAAACCCGCACCUGCCCUCCGGCAGCCGACAAAAUACUGACAUUAGGCUGGAGGAGGCAACAAGGAACUGCUGGCACAACUGUCUCAAACAGUACGGCUACAUAAACCCCCCGAAGCACUACAACCGUGGGCGCUCGGAAUUGGUCCCGAUCACGAACGGCAAGGCGGUUGUCGUCGGUGGGGUUGUGAGCGAAAUCUGCGACUGCGCACUCUCCACGGAGGUCAUAACGCUCUUGUCGGUUUUCUUCCUUGACGUCAAGGAAUUCGACAGACUGCGUCAGAUGAACAACGAGUUUCUCCUGAAAUUGUUCAUCCGGCCCAAGGGUCUGCAGUACAUGAGUUACUCAGAAGUUCAAGAGAGACUGAGGAAAAGUCUGAAGAAGAAUAGUGUGGCGAUGGAUGUUCGCACAGCGUCACGGAGACACCGGGACUCGCCUUGUUAGGCCGAGCCAACGACGUAGAAACUGGUGGAUUGUGGGUGGCCUACGGAAAAACGUGACACACAUGGAGCGGCGAUUUGAUAGGCGAGCGGGAAGUGGAAAUGACCAAUGGAGAUGUUGCAAGUGUGAGGGAUUUGCGAUUUGACCAUUCACUCUUAUGUAAAAGUUCGCGAGAGACACG